AUGGUCAAGGCUUGUGACCAAUGUCAAAGGCAAGGAUCAAUCUCCAAGAGGCAUGAAAUGCCAAUGCACUUUGUCAUGGAGAUAGAAAUCUUCGACGUAUGGGGAAUUAAUUUUAUGGGUCCCUUUGUGACCUCUUGUGGGAUGAAAUAUAUCUUUGUAGUUGUGGACUAUGUGUCCAAAUGGGUUGAAGCAAUUGACUUACCAAACAACGAGGCAAGAAGUGUGACCGCAUUCUUGAAGAAAAACAUAUUCACUCGGUUUGGCACUCCUAGGGCCAUUCUUAGUGUUGGUGAGUCUCAUUUCUGUAACAAAGCUUUCACGGGGCUACUAGAGAAGACCGAUUGGUCAAGGAAGCUAAAUGACGCAUUGUGGGCAUACCGUACGGCGUACAAAACUCAUAUUGGUACUUCUCCUUACAGGUUAGUCUUCGGCAAAGCUUGUCAUCUACCCGUGGAACUGGAGCACAAGGCCAUGUGGGCUUUAAAGAGGUUGAACUUGGACUGGGCUGAAGUUGCAAAUUUGAGGUUACCACAACUCAAUGAAAUGGAGGAAUUCCGUUUCCAUGCAUAUGAAAGUGCAACUGUGUAUAAAGAAAGGAUGAAGUUCGUCCAUGACAAAAAGAUCUUGAAAAGGGAGUUCAGGUCGGGUGACUUGGUUUUGCUCUUUAACUCAAGGCUCAAAUUGUUUCCGGGCAAGAUAAAAUCAAAAUGGUCCGGUCCGUUCAAAGUGGUAAAUGUCUCUCCUUUUGGAGCUGUGGAACUACAAUCGGAGGAUGGGUUCCGAACCUUCAAAGUGAAUGGCCAGCGAGUCAAGCAUUACUUGGGCACAGAUGGAGAAAAACAUUUGGUGGAGCAGCUGGCUCUCAAAGAUGGUCCAUGCCCGACCAAUGAGUGA
Molecule: messenger RNA, 894 nt
Organism: Nicotiana attenuata
Lineage: Eukaryota; Viridiplantae; Streptophyta; Magnoliopsida; Solanales; Solanaceae
Product: protein NYNRIN-like
Exons: 2
Coding region: 1-894 (297 amino acids)
Biological process (GO): DNA integration
Molecular function (GO): nucleic acid binding
Source: RefSeq, a predicted model, not a curated record